GCGAUCAAACCGCACGCAAGCGAACCACAGCGUGCUCGCCAUCUCACUGACUGUGACGACGGCAACAAGCCAGUGAGCAGCUCGCCAUGGCAGCAGUGUCCACCGCGCCGGCGCUCGAAGGCCGCAUCGCGCUCGUCACCGGUGGCUCCCGGGGCAUCGGCCGCGAGGUGUCGUCCCACCUCGCCGCGCUCGGCGCGCGUGUCGUGGUCAACUACGCCACCAACCCGGCCAAGGCCGAGGAGCUCGUCGCGGAGCUCGCCUCGCGCGGCCUCCGCGCCGUGGCCGUGCGCGCGGACGUCUCCGACCCGGCCGCCGUGCGCGCGCUCUUCGACCGCGCCGAGGAGGCAUUCGGGUCCCCGCCCCACGUAGUGGUCGCCUGCGCGGGCAUCAUGGACGCCAAGUACCCCGCGCUGGCCGACACUGCCGUCGAGGACUUCGACGCCACGUUCGCGGUGAACACGCGCGGCAAGUUCCUGGUGUGCCGGGAGGCCGCCCGGCGCAUCCCCCCCAACAGCGGUGGGCGCAUCAUGACGUUCUCGUCCACGACGGUUGCCGUGCUGCCGCCGGGCUACGCGGCGUACGCUGCGUCCAACGCCGCUGUGGAGGCGAUGACGAGGGUCCUGGCCAAGGAGGUGGCGGCGAAGGGGAUCACGGCCAACGUGGUGGCGCCGGGCCCUGUGCGCACGGAGCUCUUCCUUGCCGGGAAGGAUGAGGCGUUCCUAGAGAGGAUAAAGAACUCCAUGGGUAUAGCCGAGACGACAGACAUAGCGCCCGUGGUGGCGUUCCUGGCGAGCGAGGCCUCGGGCUGGGUGAACGGGCAGGUUAUCAGGGUCAAUGGGGGCGUCGCAUGAGUGCGGCGUUGUUAUUAUUACCUCAUUAUCUGCCAUGGCUUUCCAAGGAUGUUGUUUUCCUGACGUGUCUAUCUACGUGACUGAAUGAAAAAGGUUGUACAUCUCGGGCUCCAUAGAAGUAGUUUUCAGUUGUACAUUUCUACGGUUCUUUGGGAGAAAUAUCGUAGCAAAGUAUUAUGCUCACAAUUUUCAGGCAGUCACCUUCGCCUAUUAUCAUCA
Zea mays is the source of this 1070-nucleotide messenger RNA. RefSeq names its product versicolorin reductase. The transcript has a single exon. NCBI's taxonomy places the organism in Eukaryota, Viridiplantae, Streptophyta, Magnoliopsida, Poales, Poaceae. The coding region runs from base 87 to 851 and encodes 254 amino acids. The record is from RefSeq and is marked validated.